AUGUGGCCCCAGAAAGAAGGGCUAGGAGCCCAGCUAAGUUAUGGAGUCAAGGGAAAUGGGAUAAUACGACAUAAUCUGACUUCAUCGCCUCCAUAUCAGAUCAGCUUCCCACGACAAAACACUUCCCCUACACUAUAUCGAGCAGUGAACUCUGAACAAACUAUAUUGCCAGUUCAGACUUCUGACUUCGAUUUAAACUCUAGCAUAUAUAAGGAUCUUGAAAGCAUCUAUGUCCCCGAGGAAAUUUUGAAAUCGUACUUGGUGGAAUCAAAAUCGUUAACAUCACCUUUGGUGUACGAUCCUACCAAGGGAGAUCUAUUCCAAUUCCAUGAUCUUAGAAUGAAGAAAGGUAGAAAGUAUGAGAAAGUUUUGGCAUAUGUAAGCGGUGAAACGGGAACCAUACUCAAUAUAGCGAAUGUUAAAGGAAAGGAAAAGAAACUAAGUAAUGGUAACAAGAUAUACCUCCCACAAGUAAGUGGAACCUCAUUCCAAGUGUCACUUUCAGAACCCAUUAAGCAAAUUCAAUUUAGUAAACUCGAGGAAACUUUCGACUAUAUACCUUCUCACUUAAUUAUACGAACGGAUUCAACAGUAUACAUUUUGAAUUGCCUCCGAACACCUACCGCAGAUUCCAACCAGGAUGCUGGGGGCAUAGAAUUGACGAUAAUUGAUGAAAUACACAACUCCAAGCUUUACGGCCAAACAUUUGCAGAUAUCUCUUUCAAUCCAUGGGACUAUACCCAGUUUGCAGCUGUGGAUGUAAAGGGAAAUUUUGGGAUUUGGAACAUAUCUACAAAUACGUCGUAUGUCCAUAAAUUGACUUUGGUUAUAAAGGACUCUGAGAUAAUACCAGACUUAGAAGAACUAUCAAACUGGAAAAAGAUUAGUUGGGCUUUCAAUAGAAAAAAUAUCCUCAUAGCCACUAGAUCAUCACUUACUCAAGUGAAUCUUGGAGCCGACAUUGAGUCUAAUUCCAGUAAAUUAAUUACAUCCAAUAGUUGGUCUAAAGUUUUGGAUUUUAAGCAAUGCUCUAAUUUCGCCUUUCUUUUAACGUCGAAGGAACUUAUUUGGUUACAAUGGAAUAAGGGUAAACCUUCACGUAUAUUGUCUUGGAAACAUUUCCUUGACGAAAAAGAUCCUUCCUUCAAAUUAAAGGUAACAAGGCAAAACGGUAAGCAGCAGACUUUUCUUCUAAUUGUAUUUUCCCAGAUCAGGCUGUUGUUAUUCGUCUUCACGUUUGGUAUGAAAGAUGGAGUUGGCCAUAGCUUACACGACCCGUACUAUAUUCGAACAACUACUGGUUUGCAACAAGUUGAGUUGAACAAGUUAGAUCCUACAUUUUACUCCCCCUUUGCAGACGAGAACAGCGACUUUAUGGUCGAAGAUUAUGAAGAAGAAAAGGAUGGAUCUGACUUUGGAAUAUUUGAGCUUAGAACUAAUUUGAACCUCACGUUUGACGUAUUGACAAGUAGUCCAGACGUACAUGUGGUACAUAGAAGGGGAAGUGUUACUACUAGAGCCAGUCUAUCAAAUCCUAGUAAUACCAGCAGCGUAGAAUCACUGAGAAGUCUGACAAGUACAGUUACUACUGGGAGAAAGGUAUUCAAGAAGUUAACCAAAGCAGAUACAGAAAAUAUUGUGAAAACCUUGAACAAUACGCAAGACAUAAGUGUAGAUACUGUCAAGCAGGUUCAAGAUUAUGCAUUUAAAUUAGGAAAUACGAGUAGUAUUGUUUUUCCUUUUACAUCAUUGAUGGAUAUCUCUUCGGAGAUUCCUCAAUCAAUAGACGAUAUUGCAGAAUUUGAUUUGAUGGUCAAUCAGCUUUCAAACUACUAUGAAGAGCUGGAAAUUUCCAUUGUGAAUUUUAUAAACCCCAUGAAAAUGCUUUUUAACACGAUAUCCAAGUCUUCGGACUCUACAAAGAAGACAGAAUCGGUUGAAAAUCUUUCAUCAUUGAUUGGUAAAAUUUAUAGAAAAGGAGAAAUUGCUCAAUACAACAAUGACUGCUCCAUUAGGCAGACUUCUAUAUUGAUUGGUGGGAGUUUACUAAGGGCAAGACGACCAUCGGCGAAGGAAAACUUUGAUCGUGCUCUAGAAGAAGAACAGAAGGAAACACCAUCAAAAUUGAAUGACUUGUUAAGUGGUUGGGAAUCUAUUGCGGAAAGCGAUAAGUCAUCGUCGAUUCCACAAGAUCAAGCUAUCCUAGGAGAUGGAGAAAGUGCAAGAAAUUGGGGAACGUCGCAGAUGACUGUUCCAGAUGUAUUACCAACACUAAGACUUACAUCGCAGACUCAACCUACAUCCUCACAAAGAAACUCACAGAAGCAAAGGAGAAAAAUACCCAGAGUAUCCCAAUUGUCCCAGUUGUCCCAAUCUCGAAUUCCAAAUACCUCAUCGUCUCAGGUUUCCCAAACCACAACUAGGCUCACUGGAUUGGCAUUAUCAUCUCAGCAAAAAGUUGGUAUAUCUUCACAAUUAGAUGGCGGGUCACUUAAUAGUUCACAAUCAUUAUCUCAAUCAAACUCGCAAAAGCGGAAAUCAUCCAGCCAAGGAUUAACAAAGAAAAAGAAGAAAGGGGGUUUUGCAUAA
Molecule: messenger RNA, 2589 nt
Organism: Dujonia railenensis
Lineage: Eukaryota; Fungi; Ascomycota; Pichiomycetes; Serinales; Debaryomycetaceae
Source: the annotation of a GenBank genome assembly